AUGUUGGGCUGCCCUUUGCUCACGCGCCUCGUCCUUAGGAGUUGUUGGGAGUUUAGGAACGUAAGGCUGAGCGAGGCAGCAUUGUCUGGGCUCAAGCACUUUGAACUGCGUGAUUCCAAGAGGAUCGAAGGGUGUAGCAUCGAAAUUGAUGUCCCGAAUCUCGAGACAGUCUCUAUUUGGGGCCCGUGGAUCUGGUGUCACAGCCAAAGCGCAUUAUUGUUCUUUCGUCUCACGAGAUUGAGUCUCAAUAGUGUGAUCCUGUCGAGUAAGUCGUUUGACCUGAUAUCGUUCGGCUGCCCGACUCUUGCGUACUUGUCCCUAGAUAAUUGCUCCGGUUUCGAGGAAUUCCAUCUUGCAAGUGAUUCAAUCAUGUUCUUGCGCAUCAGGACCACAGAAAUAUUGCUUAAAGGAGUUAGGAUUUGUGCCCCGAACAUUGUCAAAUUUAAAUUCACAGCCCGUAUUUCCAAGGGACCGGACACAUUCUCUUUCACGACCACUACUUCCAAGGAGUGGUCCUCAGAAUUAUUACUCUAUUCACCUAAGUACGAUCCCGAUUUGGACACCAAUUCAUGGUUCCUUAAGUUGAGACAAGUGCUGAAGGCACUAAGUGGGUCUCAGAUUUCUCUGAUUCUGGAGAUACGCAGCGGCCCUCAGGACGUGCCUUGUAGUGCUGUUAUCAAUGACGAGCCGCCUGUGGUGUUGCGGGACUUGAAUUUUUAUACUUGUGAAUGUCGUACAGCGUCUUGGUACACGGGGUUUACGAAUGGCUUGUUUCGUGUUUGUCGACCGAGUCACGUAUGGAGUUGGGUCGCGUACGAGUCGAACGGGAAAUACGGGCUCUCGGAAUUUCAGUUAAACAUCUUGCUUGCAAACAAGAAAGUCAGGACCGAGCCCUACUUUUGGAGGCACGAUUUGGAGCAAGUGUUUGUGGAAAGUCUCGAUGGGAAACAAUGGCAGCUCAAGCAGUGGAAGAAGCUGGGGGAGUUGCGAAAAGGAAAGAAAGAUAGGGAUCUUCGCCUUAGAUUGAAAUGGAGAUGUUAG
This is a messenger RNA of Striga hermonthica, 1041 nucleotides long. The record is from the annotation of a GenBank genome assembly. Lineage: Eukaryota; Viridiplantae; Streptophyta; Magnoliopsida; Lamiales; Orobanchaceae.